Diaporthe batatas is the source of this 2312-nucleotide messenger RNA. RefSeq lists its product as uncharacterized. The coding region runs from base 228 to 2312 and encodes 694 amino acids. Lineage: Eukaryota; Fungi; Ascomycota; Sordariomycetes; Diaporthales; Diaporthaceae. The transcript has a single exon. The record is from RefSeq and is a predicted model, not a curated record.
UUUGAUCAGGAGGGGAAAGUCUUAGGCUGCAAUCACAGCCGGUCGUCCACCACAUUUGCCUACUUGGUGUGCAGCACUACAUACAUUGUGAAUCGGAGCAGUAUUUGAAUUGCUUUCCUUCCCACUUAUCGACGAAGAGCAGCUCAAAAUCACCACUGGGGGCUUCAUUGAUAUCGGUUUCCAUUCUUGAAUAGCAGCCAACCGUCGGCAUUCACCAAGCGUGAAAAAUGAACGAGCAUGGCGAACGGCAAAGUGUAUAUCUCAGUCGGCCGCUGGUCCACCAGCGAGAGACAAGGGUCCUCCACCUUGAACCUGCAGAGUGGCGAGACGAGAUCCGCUGCAAGCUCGAGGUCGUCGACCUGGAUUCAAAACCAGCCCCUGCUUAUGAAGCAAUCUCAUACGUCUGGGGUAGUCAAGAGGAAGCCGGCUUGAAGGCCAUCAGACUCGACGGUCAUGAGUUUCGUGUAGGAAUAAACCUUUACUCAGCUUUAAGACACCUCCGGAGUCAGAGGGUAGCUAGGGUAUUAUGGGCGGAUGCGAUAUGCAUUGAUCAGAGCGCUAUCUCAGAGCGCAAUAAGCAAGUGGGACUCAUGAGGGACAUAUAUGCUACUUGUCAAGGUGUGUUGAUUUGGCUUGGCGGCAUAAAUGGCGAAGAACCCACAGAGUCCGACGCCGUGGCCCCAUGCUUUUGGAACACAGACUUUACGGUCUUGCCUACAGCUUUCACCGUCGACAAAGAAGACACAGAGAGAAUCUCAGAUUCAAAUGGCCAAAUGAAACUAUAUUAUCGGCUUCCUUUCGCACUCCGGCACGGCAUCCAUAUCGACAGCACCCUGUGGGCAUAUUGUUUCAUGAGUCUGCUCGCCCAAAACAAACAUGUCAACAGCAGCGAGAUCACAAUCCUUUCGAAUGCUGAUGCUUUCCAGCGAGUUGCUGCGGCAAUAUCUGAGCUCAUGAAAAGACCGUGGUGGCAGCGCGAGUGGGUGAUUCAGGAGGUUGUGGUGCCGCCGCGGGCUACGGUUUACUACGGCCGCUUCGUAGCGCCAUGGGACAUGUUCGCUCACGCUGCGCGCAACUUCGAGGAACACCGUCGCGUUUGCUGUACCGAUCUGUAUACCGCACUCAACUACGAACACACAAAGGCCCUCGAGGCGUUCUCGCGUUCUGUCGUGGAACUGGAUGACCUACGGCUGCAAUGGCGAAGGUCAGUAGUGAGAGUUCGAGAGGCAGGCGACCAGCUCACGCCAAAAGACGCCAGUAUAUCAUUGCGGCAGCUCCUCUGGAGGUUUCGCUCGCGUGAUGUUACGGAUGCCAAGGACAAGAUCUUUGGUCUACUGACGCUGGUGAAUGACGGGCGGGGCACGGAAGCCAAAUUGUUGGACUACCGAUCCGAGACGCAAGAGCUUUACCGUGCCACGGUAGAACAGAUCUUUUCAGUCGACAAGUCGCUGCUCAUCCUUUCCGGCAGUGUGGAGAAGACGGCAGCGCACAUGGACCUUCCCACGUGGGUGCCUGACUGGUGCUUCAAGCCACUGUCGCCAUUCGAGGGUGAGCGGUUGGAGCGUAUGGAGUUGUAUAAUGCAUCUUCAGACAUCGGAGAGAGCUCGCAAUUUGUCGGGAACGGGUUUCUGGGACUAAAAGGUGGUUGCUUCGACAAAGUGGCGGAGGUAUCACCUUGUUGGGUGCGUGGAAACGGGGUGGGAAAAAUGCUGACCGUGUUGGCUGAAUGGCGGGCUUUCAUCACCUCGAAUGGAAGUAUUCCACUAACUACUCUCUAUCCGACUGGAGAGACCCGGAUGGCAGCAUACUGGCGCACCCUUUGCGUCGACACAGUCCGAGCGAUGCGCAGAGAGGAGACUAAGUCGUGGUCGUGGACUCAGCAUCAUCGUUAUACGCGCUGUCCACCAGACUACGUAGCUAAAUCCAUGCGACUGUGGAUGAAUGAAAACAUGAUCCCACACACAAACUGCCCUGAAAUGAUAGAGGAGCAGGACGCAAUGGCCUACGUCGCGGUCGAUUUCGCCAUUACAUCGGCAAUCAAGGGCCGUAGGCUCUUCACAACAGAGAAAGGUUACUUGGGUCUAGGACCUGCUGCAAUGGCUGAAGGAGACUUGGUGCAAAUCAUGGCUGGGGGGCACACACCCUUUGUUACCCGCAGAAUCGAUAAACAUAAAGCUAUUGACAUUCCAGGCGUCGGUAAGCAAGACUGCUUGAGCCUAAUUGGCGACUGUUAUGUCCAUGGUAUUAUGGACGGUGAGGCGUUGAAUGAUGGAGGCAUACGGUUCUUUCAGGAAACUAUCUGGUUAGCUUAG